AUGAAAUUUGGACCAUGUUUCGGCAAAGGAAAAGAUGUAGACGUAGAAGGCGAAUACAAACCAGGUAAAGUAGAAGUUAAAGGUCCAUCUGUCAGCGGUGAAGUUGGUGCUGCCUCUCCUGAAAUGAGUGGAGAUAUUAGUGUUGAAUCACCUGAAGCCAAAAUCAAAGGAGAAAAGCCCAAGUCUAAACUAGGAUCCUGCUUUGGAAAACCCAAAGGGCCAAAGGUGGAAGAGAUAAGUGCAGAGAUCAGUGCUGAACAGCCCAAAGCUAAAAUCAAAGGGGAGAAACCUAAAUCAAAAUUAGGAUCUUGCUUUGGUAAGUCCAAAGGCCCAAAAGUUGAAGGAGAAUAUAAACCAAGCAUUGAUGUUGAAGGCCCAGAAGUAAGUGGUGAAGUAGCGGUUCCAUCAGCCGAAGUUAAGGGCGACAUUAAGGUUGAUUCACCUGAUGUUAAAUUGAAAGGAGGAAAACCCAAAUCAAAGUUUGGAUCCUGCUUUGGAAAACCAAAAUCACCUGAAAUUGAGGGUGAAUAUAAACCAGGAAAAGUAAGUGUAGAAGGACCUGAAGCAGAGGCUGGAGUUUCAGUCCAAUCUCCUGCUAUUAAGGGUGAUGUUGAUCUAGAGUCUCCUGAGAUAAAGGUGAAAGGCAGUAAACCAAAGACCAAAUUUGGAUCAUGCUUUGGAAAACCCAAGAGUGGAAAACUGGAAGGGGAAUACAAGCCAGGAAGAGUUGACGUAGAAGGUCCUGAAGUAAGUGCAGGAGCCAGCGUCAAGCGUCCUGACAUUGAAGGUGAAAUUGAUAUUGAAUCGCCUGAAGUAGAAGUGAAGGGUAAAAAGGUUUCUGGAAAGCCAAAAGCCAAACUAGGAUCAUGCUUUGGCAAACCCAAAGAACCCAAAGUUAAAGGAGAAAUAGACAUUGAAGGUCCAAGAGUAGAAGGUGAAGUGCCUACUGGAAAAGCUGAAGUAGAUGUCAAGGGUCCUGAGAUGAAAGUGAAGAAUAAGAAGAUAGAUAUAGAUGCUGAUGUAGAACCAGGAAGCAUCAAGAUUCGUCCCGAAAAACCAAGCAUGGGAGGUAAAAUAUCAGUGGAAGGUCCAAGUAUUGAUGUUGAACCAUCAGUAAAAGUAAAGGGACCUUCAAUGCCAGAAGUACCAGAAUUGAAAGGUCAUUUGGAUGUGGAUGCAGAUCUACCUGAUUUUGAACCUUCCAUAAAAAUCAAAGGUGAUAUUCCAGAUAUCCCAAAAGUAGAAGCUGAAAUAGGAGGGAAAGCAGAUAUUCCAGAAAUUGAAAUCAAGGGUAAUGUGCCAGCACUUCCAAUAGAGGCAAGUGUGGAUGCACCUGAAUUGAAAGUGGAAGGAGAGUUACCAAAACUGAAAACCGAAGGUGACAUUGACAUUGGAAUAAAUGUUCCAAGUAUUUCAGGAGAUAUUAAGGGAAUAAAUAUUGAAACACCUGAGUUCCCAAGUGGUAAAAUUGAAGGAGAUAUUAAAGGUGACUUACCAAGCAUUGAUAUUCCUAAAGCUGAAGUGUCUCUACCAGCAGGCCCUGAAUUACCAAGUGCAGAAAUCAAGGGAGAAUUGAAAGGUCCAGAGAUCUCGGGAUCAGCCCAACUACCAAAGGCUGAACUAAAGACAAAGAAAGCCAAACUUGGUCCAUGUGCUUGUUUAGGCAAAUCAGGCAAAAUUGGCAAAGAAGAACCAUACAUGGCAGCAGAAGCUGGAGGAAAAGUAAGUGGAGAAGUUGAAGGCGUAGAUGUGAGCGUAGAAGGACCCAAAGGUAGUGUUGGAGUAGAUGUUGAAUCUCCUGAGAUAAAGGGUAAGAAAGUAAAGGCUUCAGGUAAGCCUAAAAUGUCAUUAGGAUCUUGCUUUGGGAAAGCAAAACCACCUAGUGCCCGUGGUGAUAUAUCAGCUGAUGCUGGUGUUGAAGGAACCAUUUCUGCAGAGCCACACAUCAAAGUUGAAGGAGCAGGAAUUGCAGGUCCUAGUGCAGAUAUUACCCUUCCUGAAGGAAAGGUUGAAGCUGAUAUUGAAUCCCCAGAAGUUAAAGUGAAAGGAGGAAAAGUAUCAGGAAAAGAUGUAGACGUAGAAGGCGAAUACAAACCAGGUAAAGUAGAAGUUAAAGGUCCAUCUGUCAGCGGUGAAGUUGGUGCCGCCUCUCCUGAAAUGAGUGGAGAUAUUAGUGUUGAAUCACCUAAAGCCAAAAUCAAAGGAGAAAAGCCCAAGUCUAAACUAGGAUCCUGCUUUGGAAACCCAAAAGCCCAGAAGGAGAAAUCGAAUAUAAGCCUGCUAAAUUUCAGCUGA
Messenger RNA from Penaeus vannamei (Pacific white shrimp), 2295 nucleotides. The record is from RefSeq and is a predicted model, not a curated record. NCBI's taxonomy places the organism in Eukaryota, Metazoa, Arthropoda, Malacostraca, Decapoda, Penaeidae.